Molecule: messenger RNA, 1420 nt
Organism: Hibiscus syriacus
Lineage: Eukaryota; Viridiplantae; Streptophyta; Magnoliopsida; Malvales; Malvaceae
Product: activating signal cointegrator 1
Exons: 4
Coding region: 85-1293 (402 amino acids)
Biological process (GO): regulation of DNA-templated transcription
Cellular component (GO): nucleus
Molecular function (GO): zinc ion binding
Source: RefSeq, a predicted model, not a curated record
UUUUCCCCUAGAACUUGCUUUUUGCCCUUCAAAAGGAGCCGAGUUUUCUUCUUCCCUGCAUCGAGCGAGCGAGAGAGGAAAACAAUGGAGACGACUGGAGAAUGGCUGGAGAAGGCAUUGAUGGAAUUAUGUGAGAAAACUGAGACGGGUUUGGAUUUGGACAGAGAAAUCAUUUCUGGUUUAGUCUCUUACUGCGAGAUGGCUCAUCCCCUUGAUGCCAAAGAGUAUCUUGACAAUAUUAUUGGGCAGGAAGCAGGAAAAGUUGUAACUGAAGAGUACAUGCGGCUGAGAGGUCACUCAGAUCUCUGCUCCAACAAUGCAGCCAUUCCUACUUCAAAACUUCAAGCCUAUGUCAAACCACCUUCGGGUGAGAUUUCUAGCAGUGGAUCAAAGAAACCACUCAAAACUCCAAAAGAGGCGGUGGGCUCCAGUUAUCAAGCUGAACCGAAAAAGAAUGUCAUUUCUGGUAUUCAGGAAAAUAGAGUCCUGAAUGAUGGUGAUUCAAGAAACAUCCAUAAAGGGAAUCAAGGUAAUUCAAAAAAGAAGAAAGCUGGCAAAGUUGUUUCCCUUGCUGAAGCAGCCAAAGGGUCAAUUGUCUUCCAUCAGGGGAAACCGUGCUCGUGCCAAGCUCGCCAACACAGACUGGUCAGUAAUUGUCUUUCGUGUGGUAAGAUAGUCUGUGAGCAGGAAGGAGAGGGACCGUGCAAUUUCUGUGGUGCUCUAGUGCUUAGAGAAGGGAGUACAUAUGCUGGCCUUGAAGGAAGCUUCACUCCCGUAUCAGAUGCUGAAGUAGCAGCUGAAGCUUACGCAAAAAGGCUUGUUGAAUAUGAUAGAAAUGCUGCUGCACGUACAACAGUCAUCGAUGACCAAAGUGACUACUAUGAGAUUGAGGGAAACAGCUGGCUAUCAAAGGAGGAGAAGGAACUUCUGAAGAAGAAACAAGAAGAGAUCGAAGAAGCUGAAUGCUUGAAAAGAAGCAAAGUAGUUGUCACUUUCGAUUUACUGGGACGCAAGGUCCUAUUGAAUGAAGACGAAGCUUUGGAACUAGAAAGCAAGAACAGAAUACUUCUACGUCCACCGGAUGAAAGGGAGGCAAACAGGAUUAAACCGAAUCCAAACCUUAAACUGCAGCCGGUUUUUCUAAAUCCAGUCCCCAGUAAGAGGCCUUCCAAGAGUAAACAGCCUAGAAAGAGCCCUGUUAAUGGUCUGUGCUUGGAAAUUAGUGGGAGGGUACAACAUGACAGCAAUGAAUUGAAACAUUUUAUGAAGGAUAAACAGAUGGCUGCAGCUUGAAAUGGAAGUUUAGUUAACAAGGAUGCCUGAAUAAACUGUGGUCUGAAUGCAUCAGAGUAUGAAUCUGGCGAAUGUUUUCUUUUUAGCAUUAAGAUCAAUAUAUUGCUUACUGUAAUUUUGGGUUCAA